This is a messenger RNA of Maylandia zebra (zebra mbuna), 3143 nucleotides long. NCBI's taxonomy places the organism in Eukaryota, Metazoa, Chordata, Actinopteri, Cichliformes, Cichlidae. The record is from RefSeq and is a predicted model, not a curated record.
UGUAGGCUGACUGAAAGCACGAGACUUCUCACGUUAUUUGCACACUUUUGUUGAAUAAUUUCGUUACUGUGCCAGGAACGGUUUCAGCCCAGCCGAAGAAUUACUAUGAGGCGCAUGCGGGUGUCGGAGGAAGAGAUUACUGGGUGCACUUCCACUCAUGGUUAACCCAGAACGGCCUCGUUUACUGGAAGUAUGCAUAUAUGACAGCUUUGCUGCUGGAGACUGUCGCGUCUUGAACGUCUUGCUUUUAUUCUCCUUUGUCAUCUUAGUGAGCUUAACGUGAUUUUCCCUACUCUGAUAUAAAAAGACCUUUAUUUAAAAAAUGCGAUGCAGAAGUGAUUUUGAAGAUGGAUCCAAUCAUUUCUAAUUUAAAGAUGGAAUCUAAUAAAACAGAUGACUCCAGUUCCAGUACCACCCAUCUGUAUUCCCAGCCACUCUUGCAGCAGCACUUGGGCCAGGAUAAUGGCAUUCCUACUGUCCAUUGAAACAAUACAUGGACUACAGUAUUUAUCAACCCAUCUCAUACAACCAAAUGGACUCUCCACUGGGUCAUCAGACUAAUAGAACGUCCCCAGUUCAACUUGAAGCACGCACCCAGAUGUGGCUGACUGAGCACAUGGAGCACAGGCUCAAAGGAAAGUGUGGAGGUGAACUUGGUCAUAACAGUGAUACUGGAACAGAGGGCUGCGGUGGAGAUGAGCAGUCACUAUGGCAACAGCGACAUCAAUGUGAUCCAGGGCUUAAACAGAUGCUGAGAGGGACCUCCCUGCCUGUCAACAAUCUGGUUAAGGUAAAAGAGGAUCUACUGAGACAAAGAGAGCAACAGAUAAAUAGACAAAAGCUACAGAUCUUGCUACUACAUGCGCGGAUCAGAGAUAAUGAACAGAAAAUACAUCAGGUCUUAAAGAGCCAGAGAAGGUUGUUUGAUGACUCUCACACCCGAAACAUCCAGGACUCAACAAUGAGAACUUCACGCAAGCAGCCACCUGAUCAGUUGUCCUGUGAUGAAGAACUUGUUAAGAAAUUAGCUGUGGCUGAACUUGACACAAUCCAUUUCAGCAAAGUCUUCAAGCAAAUUACUCAGAAAUAUUCAGAGGAUAUCAGAAAACUGGAGGAAAGGAUAAAAACGAGGGAUCGCUACAUCUGUAGUCUAAAAAAGAAGUUUCAGCGAGAGAACAACCAAAACCAAGAAAACCAGCAACGCAUAGAGACACUGGAGAAAUACCUUUCUGACCUGCCAACAUUAGAUGAAGUACAGGUCCAGGCCAACAGGCAGGAGGAGGCACAGCAGAAAUGCAAGAAACUGGAGAAAAUAGUGUCUCACCUAAAAAAGAGCCUAGAGGAAGGAUGUACUUUGAUGAAGGACAAAGACAUCGAGAUGAAGAUGCAGGCAAAGAGAGAGAAAGAAUUGAUUGCAUCUGUACAUAGUCUACAGCAAAAGGUGCAGCAGUGUUUGGAUGAUGGAGUGAGGCUACCUAUGCAAGACUUGAAGCGGCUUGAAGUGGAAAACCAUCAGCUUAUUAAGCAGCAAGAUCACAGCAGCAAGCUGUUUAAGCAUCAACGAGAACAGAUUGAGAGACUGACCUCACAACUCAUGUCUACCAGCACAACACUGCAGAAGAAAAGAGGCCUUUCUCGUCAGCAAUAUUCUUACCUUCCAGAAAAGGGAAAAAGCCUGAAUACACCCAGUACAGCCUUCCUUCAGCAGGUGAUGGAUGAAGGGUUGCUGGUGUCUUCUUUAGCCCAUGUGGAAAUUCCAGAAGUGGACCAGCUGCUGAAAGAGAUGUCCCUUUGUCUACUGGACCUCCAGGGUCUCUGCAGCAUCUUGGCUCAGAGAGCGCAGGGGAAAGAGCCCAACCUGUCUUUGCUUCUAGGAAUGACAUCGCUGACCUUUUCAGCAGAGGACAGUGACUGCAAAGUGGUGGCAGUGGAAGACAAGUUAAGGUUAAAGCUACUGGAAGUUGGCCAGCUGAGGAAAGACAUCGAUGCGCUGAGGAAAAGCAUCUCAGACUGCUACGAUCAGUUUAUGGGUGACUGCAUUUCUCAGUGACUUCCUUUCACAUUCUGUACUUCGCAGAGAAAGAAUGCAAAAUGAUACUUGUAUGAUUGCUGUGUAGUAACUGACAUCUCCCUUUGGAGCUGAGUGGACAGCACGCUCACAUAUAUAUGGGACAACCCCAAACUUCCUGUCAAAAAGUAUCCAGGUGGAGCAUGUUAAUGAACAAGGACAAUGUUUGUUAAUGUUUUCCUAAACUGUUUAAUAAGCUUUUAAAAAAUCAGUUUUGAGGAUCCGCUAAUUUGGAAAAACAGCUGCUUGGAAAGACACUGGGAUCCCAAAGGCCCAUCUGUAUAGUUUCUCCAGCAGUCAGCUAAUCGUGUUGCUGCUGCUGGAUGCAACUUGUAUUUUAAUACAUGGCAGGAGCUCUCUGAUGUCAGGUCAAUAAAGAGAGAUCGUACGAAGGAACUGAAUGUAAUUGAGUUAUUAUAAACAUGUGUUAAAGAGAGUAUAUACAAAUAUAAAGCAAGCUGCACACUGAGAUAAAGUAAGGGGACAAUAUUUAAGUAAGUAUAUAACAGUAAUUCUUGUAUUGCACUUAAAGUAUGAAAAGAAUAUUAUUGUCCCCCUGAAAGCACUGAGUAGGUGAUCGGUUCCAUUUGUUUGUCUGUUUGUUAGCAGUCUAGCAUCUGAUGAUAGACACCAACAGCUCGAGCUGAUUGAAAGCAAGAACAAAAAGGUGACAUCAAAUGUCCAAAUCAGUAAAACUUUAUGUCACUCACAAUUUUUAAAGAUUGUUUUCAAACUUCACAACAACAUACGAGGCCUUUGGGGACAUGAGUACCUAAGCUGGCUAAGCAUUUGACCUUGAUCUUCAUUUACGGUCAAAGUUGACCCUAAAGAAACAAAUGAGACCGUAUGAGCAGUAUAUGGUAUAUAUGAGGAGAGAACUGUACAACACACCUCCUAUUUUUUUUUUUUUCAGUACAAUGGCUUACAACAUCACAACGAUUCCAUAAUAGGUCUACAUCAUUAUAAUGUAAUAAAAACAUCAUGAAACAGAUUUAGUACGUGCUCUCUGAGUGAUCUUGUUGAAAUAUAUACUGCACUUGUGAAUAAGGCAGAUUAUGGCAGGAAAGACGCAAAU